CUUGAAAAAACCCCCAAACCUGAAAAACCCUAAUAACCACCGGUGCACCACCACUCAUACGGCAGACGGAGAGAUGACACAAAAGGGGAGUUUAUUCAAAGGCCACCAGAAGAAGAAAACAAUCCCUCCCAAUCGCCAUGGAAAGGUCCCUGUAACUCGCAAAGGGAAGAGAUUCGUGAAGCCUUCGAAGUCGUCAAAGGAUUUGGAUGUUGAUCGAGAACUGACCAAGUUCAUAAACCAAUGUAACGAGGCAAAGGCGGCCACCCUUGCUAACAAGGAAGGUGGCCAACUGAGUAUUGUCAAGCCAUCUGUAGAGUCUUCCAGUGGAGGAAAGAAAGAAUCAUAAUGCUGCAAAGUACACAAUGAAGUGGGAGUUUUUAUCCAGAUAUAUGGUUUAACUUUAUAAACUUAUGUUGAAAACUUGUGCGCUGUAAUUUGCUGCUGUUUCAUCACUUUUACAUUCUUUUUCACUCAUUUUUGCAUUCGCAUUUCCUUAUAUCUACGGGGGGUUUCAAAGUUUUGUAUGCAUUAUAACUUGUUAGAAGUCGCAGACUCGCAGGGGACAAUUCAGUGGUU
This is a messenger RNA of Tripterygium wilfordii, 576 nucleotides long. RefSeq lists its product as uncharacterized. The transcript is spliced from 3 exons. The record is from RefSeq and is a predicted model, not a curated record. Bases 74 to 346 code for a protein of 90 amino acids. NCBI's taxonomy places the organism in Eukaryota, Viridiplantae, Streptophyta, Magnoliopsida, Celastrales, Celastraceae.